UUAGCGCUGCAGGUGUGAAGGUCUGGCUGAUUAGCACCGCGAUCCUCUAGAUCGCAAUAAAAGCUGCGCCCGGCCAUUUCAUAGUGCAUUCGCAGUCAGUCAAUCAACAGUAGAAAUGUUUGUGUUUUUGAUUAGUGCCUUGCUCGUAAUAGCGCCGACCUUAAGCAGGCCGCAGGAGCAGCAGCAGCCGACCCCUCAGCAGGGUGGAUCGACCCCAAUUCCAAUUGUUAGCCAAUCUGCGGAGACAAAAGAGGACGGCGGAUUCAGCUACAGCUUCGAAACUGGCAACGGAAUCAAAGUGGAGGAAAGCGGCAGCGUUAAGGCGAAUCCACAGGCCCGAAGUUUGGGCAACGACACCGACUCGGAUGUUGUGGUGCUGAAGGGCAGCUUCAGCUACACGGCGCCUGAUGGUCAGCUCAUCAGCGUCAAGUAUGUGGCGGACGAGAACGGGUUCCAACCGGAAGGGGAUCAUCUGCCCACGCCGCCCCCCGGCCUUGAAGUGGCCCUGAAGGCGAAUUUGGGCGCCCAGGUGGCGCAGUCUGGCACCACGCCACCCCAACCGGACGUCACAGUCUAAGCGCCUUAAGCGAAUGCAACUGUUAAAAUAAACGGGGAUUUGGUACCAAAUCAAA
Molecule: messenger RNA, 632 nt
Organism: Dendroctonus ponderosae (mountain pine beetle)
Lineage: Eukaryota; Metazoa; Arthropoda; Insecta; Coleoptera; Curculionidae
Product: endocuticle structural glycoprotein SgAbd-4
Exons: 4
Coding region: 116-577 (153 amino acids)
Cellular component (GO): chitin-based extracellular matrix
Molecular function (GO): structural constituent of chitin-based larval cuticle
Source: RefSeq, a predicted model, not a curated record